AUGACUCAGAGAGUGCGAAAAGCAGAACAGCCGAAAAGGGGUGACAAGCAGACAGCCGGAAACAGUCGACAAGCAGACAGUUGGAAAGAGUCGACAAGCAGACAGCCGGAAACAGUCGACAAGCAGACAGCCGGAAAGAGUCGACAAGCAGAACAGCCGGAAAGAGACGACAAGCAGAACAGCCGGAAAGAGUCGACAAGCAGACAGCCGGAAAGAGUCGACAAGCAGAACAGCCGGAAAGAGACGACAAGCAGAACAGCCGGAAAGAGUCGACAAGCAGAACAGCCGGAAAGAGUCGACAAGCAGAACAGCCGGAAAGAGACGACAAGCAGACAGCCGGAAAGAGUCGAUAAGCAGAACAGCCGGAAAGAGUCGACAAGCAGAACAGCCGGAAAGAGACGACAAGCAGAACAGCCGGAAAGAGACGACAAGCAGAACAGCCGGAAAGAGUCGACAAGCAGAACAGCCGGAAAGAGACGACAAGCAGAACAGCCGGAGAGAGUCGACAAGCAGAACAGCCGGAGAGAGUCGACAAGCAGAACAGCCGGAAAGAGUCGACAAGCAGAACAGCCGGAAAGAGUCGACAAGCAGAACUGCCGGAAACAGUCGACAAGCAGACAGUUGGAAACAGUCGACAAGCAGAACAGCCGGAAAGAGUCGACAAGCAGACAGCCGGAAAGAGUCGACAAGCAGAACAGCCGGAAACAGUCGACAAGCAGACAGCCGGAAAGAGUCGACAAGCAGAACAGCCGGAAAGAGUCGACAAGCAGAACAGCCGGAAACAGUCGACAAGCAGAACAGCCGGAAUGGGGCAAAACUCCUUCUAACUGA
Molecule: messenger RNA, 831 nt
Organism: Procambarus clarkii (red swamp crayfish)
Lineage: Eukaryota; Metazoa; Arthropoda; Malacostraca; Decapoda; Cambaridae
Product: pre-mRNA-splicing factor 38B-like
Source: RefSeq, a predicted model, not a curated record